Messenger RNA from Sturnus vulgaris (Common starling), 709 nucleotides. RefSeq names its product ribosomal protein L10 (gene RPL10). Lineage: Eukaryota; Metazoa; Chordata; Aves; Passeriformes; Sturnidae. The record is from RefSeq and is a predicted model, not a curated record. Gene Ontology annotation, biological process: translation. Gene Ontology annotation, cellular component: ribosome. Gene Ontology annotation, molecular function: structural constituent of ribosome.
UCGGGCGCUCGGCGAGGUUCCCAGGCCUCGGAGCCGCCAUGGGCCGCCGGCCGGCACGAUGUUACCGCUACUGCAAGAACAAACCCUACCCCAAAUCCCGCUUCUGCCGCGGUGUCCCCGACCCAAAAAUCCGAAUUUUCGAUUUGGGGCGGAAAAAGGCGAAAGUGGAUGAGUUCCCCCUGUGCGGACACAUGGUAUCGGACGAGUACGAGCAGCUGAGUUCCGAGGCGCUGGAGGCCGCGCGGAUCUGCGCCAAUAAAUACAUGGUGAAGAGCUGCGGCAAGGACGGCUUCCACAUCCGCGUGCGCCUGCACCCCUUCCACGUCAUCCGCAUCAACAAAAUGCUCUCGUGCGCCGGCGCCGACAGGCUCCAGACCGGGAUGAGAGGCGCCUUUGGGAAGCCGCAGGGCACGGUGGCCCGGGUUCACAUCGGCCAGGUCAUCAUGUCCAUCCGCACCAAGGCCCAGAACAAGGAGCACGUGGUGGAGGCGCUCAGGAGAGCCAAGUUCAAAUUCCCCGGGCGCCAAAAGAUCCACAUCUCCAAGAAAUGGGGGUUCACCAAGUUCAACGCCGACGCCUUCGAGGAGAUGGUGGCCCAGAAGCGCCUGAUCCCCGACGGCUGCGGGGUCAAGUACGUCCCGUCCCGGGGACCCCUGGAUCGCUGGAGGGCCCUGCACGCCUGAACCCCCCAAAAAUCCCCCCAAAAAAC